AAACCCAUUUUUACAACUCCUCCCCCUCUCUCUUUCUUUCCUCUUUCGUUUUCUCUCCUCGAUCUUUCAUUCUUGAUUCUUCCUUCUCUACUUUUAGAUUUUCCCCGGAAAAUUUCUUCUGUUUUCCCUGCGUCCAAUCACUUCUCUUCGCUCUCAGUUGCCUCUCGAGCUCCUUUAUUCCACCGCCGAAAAUAGAGUCGUUGCAGAGAGAGCUACUUGUCUUCUUCUUCUUCUUCUUCUUCUUCUUCUUCUUCAGCUGCUACUUCCUCGGCGACGGGGUAGUGGAGAUCGGAUUGUUCUCAUCUCAUAGAUUUGUGAAUCUGAGGAUUGAAAUCGGAAGAUAAGAUUAGGUCCAGCUCUCUAAUGGCUGCUUCUCAGGAUCAAGUUCAGGAAGGUCCUAAUGAUAUGUCGGCUUCGGGAGGUGAAUGCUACGAUGACAAUGGUGGAGAUCAGUUGAUGGAAUUGAAUUCAUUUGGGAGUCAUCAGCAGACUCCCAAAUUGAGGAAGCCUUACACCAUCACCAAACAGAGGGAGAAGUGGACGGAGGAGGAGCACCAGAAGUUCCUGGAUGCUCUGAAGUUGUAUGGCCGUGGCUGGCGUAAGAUUCAAGGUGUGAAUAAUACCCCUUUGUACUCCCCGCCACUCCCCCUUGCUCCUCUUCAGGAACUUCUGUGUGUGCUCCAAUUAUCAGUGGAUGAAGUUUUGUUAUUAUCCCUCUUGCAGAACAUAAUGGCCCUUCUGACAUGUAGUGUCGAUCUUAAUUUUCAGGUGGUGCGUGAUACAACUGGGGUUUCAGAGAGUUCCCUGAAACCAAUUGAGAUCCCCCCUCCUCGUCCAAAGAGAAAACCCUCGCAUCCUUACCCUCGUAAAUGCAUUGAUGCUCCUGAGAGAUCCGAGUCUCCAAAUUUGUUGGGUAUGGAGAAGGGGAACAAUUCCCCGACCUCUGUGUUGUCCGUGGUUGGCUCGGAGGCAUUGGGCUCUCCAGCUUCGGAGAUGUUGAAUCGCUGCUCUUCGCUGACCUCAUGUACCAGCGAUGUUCAGUCCUUCAUGUUAUUGCCUCAUGAGAAAGAGAGUGAACCCAUAGUAUCAGAUGUCUCUCCGCUCCAAGAAAACACAAAUUCUUCACCUGAGGGAGCAUCUUCUGAUCCAAUGAUGGAGAAGUUUCUCACGAAUUCGGAGGAUGGCUCCAACAAUGCAACUCUCCUUGAAGCAGAGGGAGCAGUCCCAAUGGCUCGUUCCAAGAGCUUCAAGUUGUUUGGGAGAACAGUGUUGGUUAUGGAUUCCGAGAAGCAUGUGGUAGGGGGCAGCCAAGCAAAUGUCGACAUGGACCAUGGCAUUGCCAAACAGAAGUCCUCGGGCAUCAAAUUGUCACUGGGUUUAGCUAACCAUGAUUUGAAUGGGUUGCCUUUGUCUAGUUUCCACACUGAAGUUAAGAGAGAGAGCGCUGGUAUCUCCGAAACAGAUUGUUCGUUACCAGCAUGGAGUUUAUUUGAUGGACUGUCUAAGAGUUCUCGGCAAUCAUUUACGGGAGACAAUUCAAAGGAGAAGGAUACUGUGGAUGAAAGAUGUUGUUCCGGCUCCGAUGCAGGAUCAACAAAUGAAGUAGAGAAACGAGAGAGAUCCAUGGAUGUAGGGGAGUCCCAACGCCAAAUGUUUACCAGUAAUGCGAGGAGCAAUUCGAUGAGGGGGUUUGUGCCAUACAAAAGGUGCUUAGCUGAGAGGGACAUGAAAUCAUCAUUGGUCGCGUCAGAAGAGCGAGAUCAGCAAAGGGCUAGAGUUUGCUCUUAGCCCGUAAAAAUUCCAUCUCUCCCCAUUGGCCCUUCAUUGUGUAGAUAUGUUGGAGAAGAAGAGGAGCUAAUUUUGCUGGCGGUGAAGCCCCCUAGUGAACGUUAAAGAUAUAGACGAACCUAAUUUUUGGUCUUUACAGUCUCUUCAACUGAAGAAGCGGCCUGCAAAAGUUGGGUGGCUUUUUAUCAUAGAAGAGGAGACGGGCAAAGAUUUGUGAGGGAGGGAUGAGAAUGUGGGUACAGGGAAGCUCCCUACUAAUUGUAAAUUAUUCAUCGCCACGGCCACGGCAUUAGGUUCUGUUUGCCGCAGAAGCCGGAUGAUUGGAUCGACAGUCCCUUAGUCCUGCACCUGCGGUUGCUGCUACGAGUUUCGGCCGUGGAAGAACUGCGAUUUAACUUGAAUAUAUUUUGUGGCUCAAAUAAGUUAAUCUGCUGCUUUUGUUCAUCAAAUGACUUCCCUUUUCUUGGACGAUCCUUGCUUUGUUGUAUGCUGUCACUCCUGCGUGUUCAUUUCUCUUGGCCUCCUUUUUUUACAUUCUUAGCCUCUCCCCAGUCCCUUCUCUUCGCGGGCUGUCUGACUGAACGUUUUCAGAAUCAUUUUCCAGUUUUGUAUACUAGUUUGGUGC
Messenger RNA from Linum tenue, 2413 nucleotides. Lineage: Eukaryota; Viridiplantae; Streptophyta; Magnoliopsida; Malpighiales; Linaceae. The record is from the annotation of a GenBank genome assembly.